Parnassius apollo (apollo) is the source of this 1542-nucleotide messenger RNA. The record is from the annotation of a GenBank genome assembly. Lineage: Eukaryota; Metazoa; Arthropoda; Insecta; Lepidoptera; Papilionidae.
AUGCAUCUUGUGUGGUUCUCGAUUAUAUUUACCAAUGUGGAAACCGCGCGUAUAUUGGCUGUAUUUCCAACACCAUCUAUAAGCCAUCAAAUAGUUUUCCGUCCACUAACUCAAGAAUUAGUUAAACGUGGCCAUGAAGUUGUUGUUUUCACCACUGAUCCGGCAUUCUUGAAAGGACAUGCGCCUGAAAAUUUGACAGAGAUUGAUGUACAUGAUUUAUCAUAUUCUAGCUGGACUAAAUUUGUUAACAUGGUUGAUAUGUCAGGAAAUAACCGAUUUGAUAAAUUAAAAAUCGGUUUUGAUGUGUUAUUGAAAGUAUUCAAGGAGCAAAUGAAAACGAAGGAAAGUCAAGAAAUAAUAUUCGCAAAAAACGCACAUUUCGACUUAUUAUUAGUAGAGGCAUGUGCAAGAGCAACUUUAGGGUUGUCUCAUUUAUUCAAAGUUCCAGUUAUUCAAGUGAGUUCAUUAGGUGAUAUAGUAAAUAAUUACGAAAUUGUUGGAGCACAAUCUCAUCCAUUUUUAUACCCAACAUUAUUAAGGGAUCGAUUAUACAAUUUGACGAUGUGGGAGAAGGUGACUCAGCUUUACAUUGCAAUCAAAUUUUAUCAUUUAAUACAUUCUCAAGAAACAAGUGAAAACACAGUUAUAAGAGAUAUAUUUGGACCGCAUACCCCACCUUUAAAUGAAUUGUAUAAUAAUGUGGAAAUGUUGUUUUUGAAUAUACAUCCUAUUUGGGAUAAUAACCGCCCAGUUCCGCCAAAUGUUAUAUUCAUGGGUGGUUUACAUGUAAAUCCCGAAAAAGCAUUACCUAAGGAUCUUAAAUUCUACCUAGAUUCUUCUAAAAAUGGUGUAAUUUACCUUAGUUUUGGAACAAACAUACAACCUUCUCUUUUACCAACUGAAAAAAUUAAAUUAUUUCUUAACGUGUUCUCUAGAUUACCAUAUGACGUUCUAUGGAAAUGGGAUCUUAAUGAGCUACCGGGUCGUUCAAAUAAUAUAAAAAUUUCGAAGUGGCUACCGCAAUAUGAUUUAUUAAGGCAUCCAAAAUUAAAACUAUUUAUUACACAAGGCGGACUACAAUCCACUGAUGAAGCUAUUAAGGCUGGUGUUCCACUCAUUGGUAUACCAAUGCUAGGUGAUCAAUGGUACAAUGUUGAGAAAUACAUAUAUCACAAAAUCGGACUAAGGCUUGAUAUGCACACACUGGAUGAAAAACAAUUGGAAGUUGCUAUAACUACCAUUCUUAAUGAUGAAAGUUAUCGCCGGAAUGUAGAACAUUUACGUAAAAUAAUGGCUGACCAGCCUCAGCGACCUUUGGAUCGCGCUGUUUGGUGGACGGAAUAUGUGCUGCGCUAUGGUGGUGCCCGUCAUCUACGAGCUCCGACAGCUAAUAUAAAAUGGAUUCAUUAUUUAGAAUUAGAACUUAUGUGCUUUUUGGUGACAAUAUUAUUAAUAAUGCUGACGGUGUUUUACAUUUUAAUUAAAAUUGUAAUAAUGAAAUUAUUAACUAAAAAAAUAUGCAUUAAAGUAAAAGAAAGUUAA